Drosophila guanche is the source of this 9355-nucleotide messenger RNA. RefSeq lists its product as uncharacterized. Gene Ontology annotation, cellular component: LUBAC complex. Gene Ontology annotation, molecular function: ubiquitin protein ligase activity; linear polyubiquitin binding; K63-linked polyubiquitin modification-dependent protein binding. Gene Ontology annotation, biological process: protein linear polyubiquitination. Bases 213 to 9041 code for a protein of 2942 amino acids. Lineage: Eukaryota; Metazoa; Arthropoda; Insecta; Diptera; Drosophilidae. The transcript is spliced from 18 exons. The record is from RefSeq and is a predicted model, not a curated record.
GAGAUUUCAGUUUGUUGGGAGACGAUCGCCGAACGAGACCGUAGCAAAAUAUUUCAUGUCGAGCAGCGACACAGACCAAUCCCUACAAUAUAUACAUAUAGAUUCAUGUGGUACCAGCUGGCAGCGGCAGUUUUGAGUGCGGCAAGACGCGUCAAGUGAAAUCGAAUUAUAUCUGAAACAGUAGCCUCCCGACCAACAGAACGACAACAAAGAUGACGACACAGCAAUUGCUCAAUAAAAAUGUUCGAAAUAUGCCCACAUGGGUGAUGGAAGCAAAUGAUCGUAUUGGACCAAAACCACCGCCCACUCCGCCAAAUGGUGUAGCAGGCAAUGGAGUUGGAGGUCUGCACAAGGCUCCAGCCUUGCCGCCCAAAGUGAAGGGCACACCAGAGCCCGACUAUGAGGUGAUUGAGUUCUCCAAUCAGCAGCAGCAGUACUCCAACGAACCACUAAAAUCCACAGCGAACCGAACAAAGACACCAGACAACAAAUUAAAGUGCACACUGUGCGGCUCCCAGAACCCUUGGGUGACCUGUGCCGAAUGUGCGGGCCAGAUCUUUUGUGCUUCCUGCGACGACAUGUUCCACAAGCAUCCCAAGCGAAAGCAGCACAUGCGAAAGGCCGUCGAGCAGGGCACGCCGCCGAUACCGCCCAAGGUACAGCCAGGUGGUGGGCCGGCAGCUCCGGUGGCGCCACCGCGGCGCAGCAAGCGGGGGCUGCUGACACCGUUCCUGGGACGAAAGGAUCAGAUGCUACCGCCGCCCUCGCCCACACCCUCGCACAAGUCCUCGGUCAGCGGAGCCUGGCGGGGAGCCGCCACUCCGCCCUUUCCUACAGUUGCCACACAGAUGAACAAUCGCCCGCUGCCAGAGCCACCCAGGAGUGAGGGUGGUGGCUCCUCCCGCUCUGGCACACCCAAAUCCGUGUUCGAUGCCAUACAGAGGCCACCGUCGGUGCAGCUGGAGAAGAUCAAGAGCAAGGCGAGUGCCACGUUGGAUCGCAUGGCCAUACUGCAGCAGCGAUAUCGCCAGCAAAAGGCACAGCAGCAGGGCCUGGAUCCAGGCGAUCCGGAUCAGCAUUUGUUGAAUGGAAAUGGCUUCGAGCAUUGGUCAAACAUCUCACCAUCGCCCUCGCAUUUUCGUUGUUCCGGCAGCAUGUCAUCCGGUUUGAAUUCAUCCCAUUUCGAUCUCUCGGAUGAUCUCUCACACAAUUUUCACUCGAAUUCCCUGUUGUUCCAACAACAACAACAACGACAACGACAGGCAGCGGGUGCCCAGCGGCGUCAGAUGAGCACUUCGGUGUUCAAUUUGAACACCGCGACAGCCAACAACCGCAGGCCACUGGCAACACAGAAUGGAGGUGGAGGAGGAGGAGGAGGAGGAGCCGACUGGCUGGCCAGUCAGCGCAUGCAACAGGCCCAAUCCAUGGCUCAGUUGAACUGCGCUGGCUGCCAGCAGAAUCAGCAACGUGGCGCUUGGCCACAUCCCCAUCAACAUCACGAUGAAUGGUCACAGUUUGGAUCCCAGCAGCAGUUCAAUCACUCGAAUCUCUCGCUGAAUGUGGGCCCCGGCUACUUGCCACAGCAGCAGCAGCAUCAUCCACACUAUCCACCGCCUCCUGUGUUCAUGACACAGCGUGGCAUGGUGCCGCACAUGUAUCCCGGCGUGGCACCAGGCGGCUAUCCCAUGAUGCAUCCAGGUGUCAUGGGCAUGCCGCCAUCGACUUCAUCUCGAGCCGCCUCCCGUGCUCGGUAUCCCGCCUCACCCACGCCCAGUCGAAAGUCCAUGUCCAUGCGACGGAAGCGGAGCAGCUACGGGGACGACGAGCUCACAGAUGACGAGGACUCGGACCAGGAUGAUCGCAGAUCUUUGGUGUCGAAUAGAUCGGCCAUGACCAGCGCCUCGCGAUCUCACCAUCAGCAUCAUCAGCAGCAGCGUCAAAGACGUCUGUCGAGCGCCUCGCAGUUUAUUGCCAAUGACGAGGUUGAUGGCGAACAGCGGCACGGAUCGAGGCAGCACAAGAUGAGGGAUCGUCGAGGAUCCAUUGCCAAGUCAGUGCAGAGCGAAUGGUUGCCCGAGAGACGCGACUCCAAUGUCGGCAAUGCCGAGGGGACACUCAAGAGAACGCAGGAACAGCCGCCUGCCCGGACGAGUCGCAUCUACUCCGAUCUGGAGUCAGAGGGUUCGGGCACACGUGCCUUGGUGCAGGCCAAAAUACAGCAGAAACUCCAGGAGGCGGAUCAACACAAGUCAAGCAAGAGAUCGGUACACAAGCGGAAACCGGAAAUGAAGGAUGAGAACACUCAGGCAGCGGCGGUGGUGCAGAAAGUGGUGGUGCCAGCCCCAGAGGAGAGCGCCUCGGAGUACGAGGAAGUGGUGGAAGAAGUCACCGCCUCGGAGAGUGAGCCAGAAGCAGCCACAAGUCCGGAGCAAGUCCAGGCCACACCUGAAGAAAUCGAAGCUGAGGCAGACGACCUGGGGCCGCCACCAUCCACACCGGAUCACGAAUGGGAAUGCGAAUUCUGCACUUUUGUCAACGAACCGAACAUCAAGAUUUGUUCUAUCUGCUGUAAGACGCCCAGCAAGCCACCACAGCCGCCCAAUAAAUCAAACAAGACAGCAGCCAAGCCACAAACUGUAGCCGAGUCCAGUAAGCCAAAGAUUGCCAACAAACCGGAGGCGCAAAUGGUGCGGAGAUCCUCAUUGAAGUCACAGAAGCCAGCCGCCAGUGGAACAAGCACUUCGACAGCCACCAGGACAAGCUCCAGGAGCAGCCCAGCAGCCAUUAGCAAUUCCCAGAGGACCACAUCAACACCCACAAGCCACUCAAAGAGCACCACAUCGGCCACAAGCAACUCUAGAAACUCCACAAGCCACGUCAAGACCUCCACAGUUGCGACAAGCCAGGCCAAGAGCUCUGCAACAUCCACGAACAACUCGAAGAUCUCCACACCACAAAAUCAAGUAAAGCCCAGCCCAAAGUCAACGCUGAAGACUUCAUCGGAAAACGAAUCCGACAACUCGCUGGCCCGGGGCUUCACGCACAAAGAGUCCGUGGAGAACAUUUGGAACACUCUGGAUGAGAGCAUACAGGCCCAGGCGGAGGAAGUCUUCAAGCAGGCACACAGCAAGGAGGUGAUGGAAAUGGGCACCUCGCCGCCACCACAGAGCAUAUCCACACAAACUUACGAUGCUCUUCCGUUUGUCUCUAAGCCGGAGGAACCACCCGUACCAGUGCCAGAGCGCUUUAGGACUCCAGAACCCAGCAACAAAAUGGAACGACGUCCCUACUAUCGCAGCAACUCGCAACUGCCGCAGGAGAACGAACGAUAUCGGAGUGCCAAUGAUCUGAACUAUGGCUUGGAUGCUCUCCUGAACACAGGCCAGGUUACGAGGCGUCCAAACUUUAUAAACGAUCUGCGAAUGCUGCAACAUCAAACUUCUUCACCCUUUGACUUGCCACACGACACAUUCACCAUGAAUAUGAAGCACGAACCAGCCAGAGAUCCCGAGACGGAAAUGCACAUCAUUCUCAAAGAAUUGGAGCUGUACAAAUUCACGGUGGAAGAACUGGAGGCUGCUCUGAAGUAUUGCUCACCGGACACUCAUCCCAUUCAGUGGCUGCGCGAGAACUGGCUAAAGUUGGUCCAGACUGUGCAGAGUUUGUCAACGAAAUAUGGCCAGGAGCGUGGAGAGAAUACCAUUGGCAGCAUCUCACAGAAUGAGGCCAGAGAAGCGCUGCGCAACUCCAGCGGCAAUGUGUGGCAGGCAGUGGCAGAAUGCAUCCAACAGCGGCAGCAAAAGUAUCGCAAACUCGCCUCCAAGGGCAACUUCCUGCGUGAGGACAUUGUGAAUGCGCUGACAGCGCAUCAAGGUAAUGUGGAACAGGCGCUAUUGGAGCUGAAUCGAACACAACUCAAACCAUUUCUAAUGCGCAUCUGGGGAUCGCCGAAUGGCGUAGAGAAUGAGAGUGGAGGUGGAGGUGGAGGUGGAGUGGACACCAAGUCGGAUAUCACUGACUUUCUCAACACUCACGCUUUGGAUUGCCUGCAACAGCCACAGAUACAGAUACAGACACAGCCAUUCGAUUCGCUCUCCAUGACAGACGACAGCCACAGCAGCCCCGCCAAGUCCUCGUAUGCCACGCCUAGUCCCUACCAGCUUGAGGACAGCACACUGAAGAAUCUGGAGAUUCUCAUCGGCAACAUGGAACAGAACCAGGCCAAGCAGAAUCAGGAUGUCCUACGGUCCAUUGAGAGCAUGCUGGAAACGUUCAAGGGCAGGCCGGAGUUGGAGUACGAGACGGAUCCCGAGGUGAUGCGCAUUCUCACCAAGAGUCCCAUUCUCAACGCUCUAAAGCCAACAUCAACAUCAUCCCUGGUGGAGGACAAGUCCUCGGAGGAUGUGAAGAACUUUGUCUGGCAGCAUAUUCAGGAUAUUGUCCCGAACCUUGUUCAGCAGGUGGAACAAGAGCUCAAGGCAGAGCCACAACCAGAGCUUCCCUCUAUGUCAGUUCCAGUGGAGGAACCUUUGGCACAAGAGAAGCCAGAGGAACCCAAACAGGAGCCUCCUGUACCCAAAGUCGAGCCUGUACCCGAGCUAGAGCCUGUGGCUGAACCAAUUGUCGAUCCUGGCGUCUAUAUAAUGGAAGAGUUCAUCAAACCCAACAUUCGGGAAGCCUCCAUACGAGAAGAACUUGCCACAAACUUUAUUUAUGCCACAGAAAUAGCCAACUUCAAGUUGGAGUUUGAUCGUGGCAUGGAAAGGCUGCACGAAGCAGAAUGGGAACGGGAGGACCUAGAGGAUGCGGAGCACAUCGUUUACAAGAGUUAUACAGCUCCCAAAGAGGAGGCAGUACCAAUGGUAGAAGUGGUUCAAGCAGAAGCUACACAAACCCCACAAGAAACUAUAAUUGAGACUCCGAUUAUCCCUGCAAAUACUGAAGAAGUAAAGACAUCUGUGGCUACUGUAGAAAUCAGUCAAAAAGAAGCUUUAACAGAAUCCACAAGUGCAAAAGAGAUCAAAGAAGUUAUAAUUGAUGCUGCUCCAGUAGUUAUCAAGGAGACAUUGGAUGCAACACCCCAAAAGGUCCCAUCAAAACUCAUCGAAUCACAGGCCCAACUGGAUGAUGAACCCAGCACGAGCAGGGAAGCAAAUCGAAGGAACAAACGAUCGCAGCAAGCCAAAAAGGGUCGAGCUCGUGAACAUAGCCAAAAGCCUGUGAACAGAGUUAAACUUCCUACAAAAGAUGCUGAAACUGAGGAGAUCCUGAUAAAUGCUACAACAGCGCAAAUAAAAACUAAGAGUCACAGCCAAGAGGCUCAAAUCGGCGAAGAAAUCGUGGAGAUUCCGCAACCAGCAGAACCUACAGCUGCAGCUGAUACUGGAAAUACUUCUUUUGGAAUCUCCACUGAAAUAAAAACUUCUCCCCAAGUCGAAGUAGUGAAUGAUGAUGAAAUCCUUGCAGAUUCAGAAUCCGUUCUGAUUGAAUCGACUGUGGAUGUGUUACCAACAGAUGCGAGCGAGUCCCUCUCGGUCCACGAAGAAGAAGUUACCACUAUGGAAGAUACAGAAAGAUUUUCCCAAUUGGAGGAGAUUGUACAUAGUGAUGAAGUAUCUCAAUCUAGUGCUGCAGAUGAAACUCAUCCAAGGACAGCAGUAGAGGAGAACUUCGUUUUGGCAGCCCAUUCUCAAACAAAUGCUACACCAGAGGCUACCAUUCAGAGUACCCCAGAGACUUCUCCAAUGCAAGAACCUCUACCUAUUAUGGAUGAACAAUUAAGAACCUCAGCUGCCGAGGAAACCCCAGUUAUUUCUUCAAUUAAAACCGAACAAAAACGUGGCCCAAAACGAUUCUCUAAAAUACCAGUGAGAACUUCCAGCACUCACAGUCUGCGCAGUGAGAGUAGAGCCAGUAAUCAUACACCCACAGCAGCAGAUGGAAUCGACACGGAAGAGGCCAUUUUCAGAGAAGAACAAAUCCAGCAGGAGCAGCUUAAUACCAGAGAGGAAGAUCACAUUGAAAGGGAAGAAACAGAAGAUCAGACUGAGAAUAGAGAGAGCAACGCUGAACCCCCCAAGACAACCCAUUCAGAGCUAGAGAUAACCCCAAUUAGUCCCGUAGAAUCCGAUGAGAUAUUCGAGGAUGCCCCGGAUUUUAGUAGCAGUGAAGGAACUAGACCUCAUGACGAGGAGGCUGCCUCCGAUACGGAGCUCUACAGCAUUGAGGACAGCGAUGAACCCAGGUCCCAGGCAGAGCUGAGAGAGGAAACAAACAAAUCCCCAGAGGAAGUACUCCUGGUGAUUGGGCCGGACUCUCCUGCACAGGAUGUGGCCAACAACAGCAACAUCAGCAUUGACUCGCACUCAAGUCACUCGGAGAGCUCGAGAAUGGUGCUGAAAGAGUUCAUUCCCUCGGGAGAUCCGGCCAAGCAAAACCUCAGCGAACUCGUCUCUGACACUCAGCGUUUGAUCAAGCAAAUGCGCGAUGAGAUCAGCAUGGAUGACUUUGAGUCCACCGAUGAGGAGGAGUACUCCGAGGAGUAUUCGGACGAGUACGACGAGGGCGAGGAGGAGGAAUGGUACGACAGCGAUGGCGAGGAAGAGGGCGACUACGAUGAGGAGGAUGGCACCACAUACAACGAGCACACAUCCUUUGUGGGAGACGCGACUAGCGGGGAGGAAGGCACCGAAAUCGAGGACAUAAUCGAAGAAGAUGAAGAGCAGGAGGAGGAGGAGGAAGACACACACAAUGCGAACAUCCAUGCACCACCAGCCACCGAUCCCUUCCCAUCAGUCACGCCCAUCAGCCAUGAUGCAGCAGAGACUGAGGUUGUUUCAUCCACAGGAAAGAGUCUUCGGAAAGAGUCAAUGUUGCCACAAGCGGAAGCCACAACCUCUGAAAUGACAUCCUCGACAGUAGAGGCCCUGCCCAUACAUGUUCCUCCCAUCAUAGAAGAUUCAGAGAGUCGCCCCGUUGAACCAGCCACUGAAACAGUCCUGGAAAUACCCACAGAAGAAGAGCAUCCAGUAGAAGAACCAACCGUUGCCCUGCCCAUAACACCUGCACCGCCCUUAGUCGAUUCCGAGUCCCGUCCCGUGGAGCUUCCCGUUGAAACCGUGUUGCAAGAGCCCAAAAAGGUAACACCGAAACAAGGGAAAACCACAGCUACAGGAACUGCCAAAUCCACAAUCAGUAAAAUACCCAAACCCACAAAUGAAACCACACCAAGCAACACCACAAACACAGGCAGCAACAAGAAGGUUCCUCUUCGUUCCAAGUCUUUCUCCGCACCCAUGGGCAUAUCCUCAGUAAAACGCAUCCAGCAGGAGUACCUUCAAAAGCAAACCACAACGAGUGCCGCCUCAAGAGUGCCCCUGAAGAGCAGUCCCACGACAAAGAAGUCCAUCAGCGAGGCCAUCAGUAGAUUCAACACAAAGACUACUAGUUCUAUGCUGCCCCUAGAGCUGGGUCCCAGCACGAGUGGCGCGGCGGCGGCGGCUGCAGCGGCACUACUAAAGCCUCGCUCUCAGCCUCGCAUUCCCAAGAAAAAGUACCACGAGACGUGCUUCUCCGAUGAUGAUUACGAGACCUCGGAGAGUGAUGAGGAGGAGGGGGAAAAUGAGGAUUCACAGAUCACGGAACCCUCCGUGAAAGCAGAAAUGUUAAAGCGUAAGCUGAGUAUUCCCGUCUUUCGGGCAUAUCCUAGUGUCCAGGAGCCGGUUAUAGAGGAUCCAGCGGUUCUUGCCCGCAAAUAUGUGGCAGAAGGCACUCUGACGAGCGUUGGUGAGGCUCAGAUAGCUGCCACUUUGGUCAACAUGAAGUUCCAAGAGGAUGUGGCCCUGUGGGCGGCCAGGGAGUGCUCGGACUUGGAUCAGGCUAUAGCCAUGCUGCAACAGGAUUGUGAACUGUGCGCAAACACCUAUCCCAUGAACCAGAUUGUGUCCAUGUUGAAAUGCACCCACAAGUGCUGUAAGCAGUGUGCCAAAAGCUAUUUUACAGUGCAGAUAACCGAUCGCAGUAUCAAUGAUUGCAGCUGCCCCUACUGCAAGCUGCCAGAGCUGAGCAACGAGCAGCAGCACGAGGAUGAGCAUCUGGAGUACUUCUCCAAUCUGGACAUCUUUCUCAAGAGUAUUCUUGACAGCGAUGUGCACGAGCUGUUCCAGCGCAAGCUUCGCGAUCGCACACUGCUGCAGGAUCCCAACUUUAAGUGGUGCAUUCAAUGCUCCUCGGGAUUCUUUGCCCGGCCCAAGCAGAAGCGUCUGAUAUGUCCCGACUGUGGCUCAGUGACCUGCGCCCAGUGCCGCAAGCCCUGGGAGCGACAGCACGAGGGCAGCAGCUGUGAGGCGUAUCUGGAGUGGAGGCGGGAGAACGAUCCGGAGAAGCAGGCACAGGGUGUCCAAGAGCAUUUGGCCCACAACGGCAUUGAUUGUCCCAAGUGCAAGUUUCGCUAUUCGCUGGCCAGAGGCGGCUGCAUGCAUUUCACCUGCACUCAGUGCAAAUUCGAGUUCUGCUAUGGCUGUGCGCGACCCUUCAUGAUGGGUGCCAAGUGCCAGGUGUCCACCUACUGCGCCAAGCUCGGCCUGCACGCUCAUCAUCCGCGCAAUUGUCUCUUCUAUCUGCGCGAUAAGAUCCCCCUGCAGCUGCAGUUUCUGCUCAAGGAACAAAAGGUCACAUUCGACACGGAACCCGUGCAGGUACAGGACGAGUUGAGUAGCUCGACCACAGCCCGAGCCAUGGCACGUUGUCCCGUCCCGCUGCAAAAGGAGACACCCCAAGGGCUGGUGGAUACGGUGUGCAACACCGAGGUGCCCGACAAGCAUGCGGGAAUGUGUCGCACCCACUAUGUAGAGUAUUUAGCUGCCAAGGUGGCCAAGGCCGGCAUCGAUCCGUUGCCAAUUUUCGAUCUAACAGACUGCGUGCAGGAACUGCGUAGGCGUGGGAUUGCUCUGCCCGAACGCGGACCCUGGGACACCGACGAGAUCUACAAGAACAUGUGCUCCGAGGUAAUCAAACAGCAUAUUCCACUGAAGUCGGCCUGAUGAACAUACAAAUUAUGAGCGGAACGCGCGCCCGACUGUUGUUGGCAACUGCUGCAACUCUUCAUUAAUUUUUAUGAUUUAUGGCACACAUUUUUAUACACAUUUUAUAUUGUACGAACAACACACACAUCGGACAUUUUUGACAGCUCGUUAGACUUUAGACACCCACCUACCCACAGACAUAAAUAGAGAAGAGCCUUCCCGUAUUUGUUUAGUUACUAAGCGAUUGAAAACAAGAGAACCCAAACAGAACCCCCAACAAUUAUGCACGUGGAACAAAGUGCAUCCAAUAAACCGAAUCUAUGAGAAUCCCA